Molecule: messenger RNA, 747 nt
Organism: Scutellospora calospora
Lineage: Eukaryota; Fungi; Glomeromycota; Glomeromycetes; Diversisporales; Gigasporaceae
Source: the annotation of a GenBank genome assembly
AUGGUAAAUGCCAACGAAUGGUUGUAUGAAAAAAUUCCAGUAAAUCAAAGAGCACAAGCAACAAAUCUUUACAUCUACAGGCAAUGUCAAAGUGGUCAUACCGUCCAUCAAUAUAAUUGUAAUAAUUGUGUAAAUAAAACCAACUGUUCUACUGCUCCAACCUUUCAAUUCUAUGGUAUUCUUUUGGAAGGAGAGCUAGAUCUUAAUGACUUUGUUAAUUUGCAGCAAUUAUAUAUCUACGGUACUGGACAGAAUCAGGAUCAGCAACAAAAGUUAACUAGUUUGAAGAUUGAUAAAUGUAAUAAGUUGGAACGUAUCGCAAUUAAUUAUAAUAGCACUUUUAUUUACAAUUUAUUUGGUGAGAAUGAUUCUAAUUUUAAUAGGAUAAAAAGCCAAGUAGAUAGAUUAACUAGUAUUAUUCGAAAUGUUAAAGGCGUUAAUCUUAGUGAUUUAAAAUUAGCGGCAAAGAAAAUUGAAGAGGAAAAUUUAGAGAAUCAAUUAGUUAAUACUAAAAAUAAGUUGAAUGAAGAUAAUCAAUUGUGGUUAGAACUUUUAUUAGAAACUCAACAAGAAGUUUUACAAAAUGACAACGCUUUUGCCCGAAAACAAUUGGAAAAGGUUAAAAAAAGAUUGUCUAAGGUACUAACCGCUGAAGAAAUUCAAGAUUUCUUAGGCAAAAAAGUAGAAAUAAAUGAAUUGGAAAUUGAACUAAACAAUCUCAAAAUUCAGGAAAGUCAAAAUGACUAA